AUGGGCCAAGUCGUAUCCUGCGCAACUUUCAUUUCGCCUCGACCACUAUUUUCACCAAUCAAAACCGACGACCACUACUUAGAAGAUCUAAAGGAAUUUCGCCGCAAGAAGCUGUUCUUCAAACUUGAUCGCCGGAACUACACCAUCGAGCUCGAGUUCCUGUCCUACCUUGAUGCCGAGAACCCUCGGAGCUCGAUCGUGGCUGGCGACCCCAAGGAGGGCCCGUACGCGUACUCCGGCCAGAGCUUCGCCGCGUGCAAGUACACCAACUGCCCGAUCCACGCCAACGUCGCCUCCACCUACGUAUACCAUUUCCAGACACUCGCCUCUGACUUCAACUACCUCACCUUCAAUGUCACCAACGACUUCUUCGGCCCCAGUCUGUUCUGCGCCGGGACGCCCAUCAACUUCCAGCAACAGCCUUGA
Molecule: messenger RNA, 426 nt
Organism: Puccinia triticina
Lineage: Eukaryota; Fungi; Basidiomycota; Pucciniomycetes; Pucciniales; Pucciniaceae
Exons: 5
Coding region: 1-426 (141 amino acids)
Source: RefSeq, a predicted model, not a curated record